Molecule: messenger RNA, 1115 nt
Organism: Camelina sativa (false flax)
Lineage: Eukaryota; Viridiplantae; Streptophyta; Magnoliopsida; Brassicales; Brassicaceae
Source: RefSeq, a predicted model, not a curated record
CCAAUCCAACACUUUCCUACAUGAGCAAUAUUCAAGAAAUGGAAAUGAUAUUGAUGAUCUCUUUGUGCUUAACGACCCUCUUAACCCUUUUCUUGCUUAGAAAAUUCCUCAAAGGAACCGCAACCAAAGUGAACCGACCACCAUCUCCAUGGCGACUACCGCUGAUUGGUAACCUCCACCAGCUCAGCCUCCACCCUCACCGUGCCCUCAAAUCCCUCAGCCUCCGGUAUGGACCACUCAUGCUCCUUCAUUUUGGUCGUGCCCCCAUACUCGUAGUCUCCUCCAGCGAAGCAGCCCAUGAGAUAUUGAAAACACACGAUCUUAAGUUUGCCAACCGACCUAAGUCAAAAGCCGUUCAUGGGCUUUUUAACGGUGGUCGUGAUGUGGUGUUUGGUCCCUAUGGAGAGUAUUGGAGACAGAUGAAGAGUGUAUGCAUUCUGAAUCUGCUCACCAACAAAAUGGUUGCGUCCUUUGAGACGGUACGAGAAGAGGAGUUGAAGGAGAUGUUGAAGAAGCUGGAGAAAGCAAGUGUUUCUUCUUCAUCAGAAAAUCUGAGUGAAAUAUUUAUUGCUAUAACAAGCGAUGUUACAAGUAGAGUUGCCUUGGGAAGGAAACAUAGCGCGGACGAAACUGCAAGGGCUCUCAAAAAGCGAGUGAGGCAGAUCAUGGAGCUUUUAGGCGAGUUCCCGAUCGGGGACUAUAUCCCGGAAUUGGCAUGGAUAGAUAGGAUCAACGGUUUCAAUAAUAGAAUCAAGGAAGUGAGUCAAGGUUUUAGCGAUCUUAUGGACAAAGUGAUACAAGAACAUGUAGAGGCAGGUAAUCAUAAAGAGGAUUUCGUCGAUAUACUCUUAUCAAUCGAAAGCGAGAAGAGUAUUGGAGUGAUCAUCAAUGCUUGGGCAAUCCAAAGAGACACUGCGGUAUGGGGACCAGAUGCAGAAGAGUUUAAACCAGAGAGACACUUAAACUCAGAUUUGGAUUAUCAUGGAAAAGAUUUGAACUUCAUUCCAUUCGGAUCAGGGAGAAGGAUAUGCCCAGGGAUAGGACUUGCUUUGGGUUUGGUAGAGGUGACAGUGGCCAACCUUGUAGGCCGAUUUGACUGGAGGGNAAAAGACUAG